This is a messenger RNA of Protopterus annectens (West African lungfish), 2619 nucleotides long. Its product is annotated as putative protocadherin beta-18. Lineage: Eukaryota; Metazoa; Chordata; Ceratodontiformes; Protopteridae. Bases 67 to 2619 code for a protein of 850 amino acids. The transcript has 2 exons. Gene Ontology annotation, biological process: homophilic cell-cell adhesion. Gene Ontology annotation, molecular function: calcium ion binding. Gene Ontology annotation, cellular component: plasma membrane. The record is from RefSeq and is a predicted model, not a curated record.
UUUCCUAUUCCUUCUGUGUAUUUGCACUAACAAAGGGAAGUACAGAUUGACAUAUUCAUUUUAACAAUGGAACUGGGAGUGUCAGUGCGUGCGUCGUGGAAAUUACUAUAUUUUAUUAUGCUGCAAAAUGCAGUAGACUCCCAGGGAACACAGCUAAGGUUGGCCGUAUUUGGCUUUUUCAUGGUCUGGCCUCAUUCUCGAGGAGAUAUUAUUUUUACCCUUCCAGAGGAAUUACCGAAUGGUGCGUUGGUUGGAAAUGUAAACAAGGAUUUGGGGAUCGGUAGUGGAAAAUAUGCCAGUCGGGAACUUAGUGUGGUCUUUGCUGACAGUAAGCAAUAUUUAUUUAUAAAUCCAGAGAACGGAGAUAUGUUUAUUAAUGAAAGAAUUGACAGAGAAAUGAUAUGCGGUAGCAGUUCGCCAUGUCAUGUUAACCUAAGAGUGGUAAUGAAGCAUCCAUUUCAAUUAUUCAGUGCUAAAAUGGACAUACUAGAUAUAAAUGAUAAUGCGCCCACGUUUCCGGUUAAUGAUUUGCAGAUCAGUAUUAUGGAGUACGUCCCCGUAGGGACCAGGUUCCCAAUUCAAAGUGCCAGUGAUCAUGAUGUGAGCUUCAACGGGAUAAGGCUUUACAGGCUUAGCAAUAACAAUCAUUUUUCCUUGAACAUUUACAACUCCACCGAUGGUGAUCUGAUGACACAACUUAUCUUAGAUAAAAGUCUGGAUCGCGAACAAAAAGCUGUGCACCAUCUAGUACUAACAGCAAUUGAUGGGGGUGAACCAGAAAGGAGUGGUACACUUCGGAUUGUUAUUAAUGUCUUGGAUGUCAAUGACAAUUCUCCAAACUUUGAAAAGCCUGUUUACAAAGCCAGUUUAAAGGAAGAUGCCCCUAUAGGGACACUAAUAAUUCAAGUGAAAGCUACAGAUCUGGACGAAGGAACAAACGGUGAAAUUAUAUAUUCAUUUAAUAGCCACACACAAAAGAAACUGGGAGACAAAUUUGAUAUAAAUCCCUACUCUGGUGAAAUUCGUCUGAAAAAUGUAACAGGCAUGGAUGAAACCAAAUCCUAUGAAUUGCACGUACAGGCUGCAGAUAAAGGUCCGUCUGCACUUUCUGGGUAUUGUAAAGUCCUGUUGGACAUUACAGACGUCAACAAUAACCUGCCUGAGAUUGCAGUAACGCUGGUCUCUGAUCAGAUCAUGGAGGACGCAGAGGUAGGAACAGUGGUGGCACUGAUCACUAUAACUGAUAGAGAUUUCGGGAUAAACGCUUUGGUGAGCUGCCAUAUCACUGACAACAUUCCUUUUAAACUUAGAUCAGUUGCUGAAUAUUAUACUUUGAUAACCGAUGGUCCUUUAGAUCGAGAAACCGUUGGUUCCUAUAAUAUCACUAUCACUGCCAUUGAUUCCGGGUCACCCCCUCUUUCAAGUGAAACAAAUAUUAUUGUCCACAUCGCUGAUGUAAAUGACAAUCCACCACGUUUUUCACAAAAAUUAUACAAAGUGUACAUAAAUGAAAAUAAUUCAAUAGGGGAUUUCAUCUGUCAGGUUAUUGCACUGGAUCCAGAUCUGGACCAAAACGGUAGAAUUACGUAUACUCUUUUAGAAAAGGAUCUCAACAGUCUGUCAUUCAUGAACUUUGUAUCCAUAAGCAAUGAAAAUGGAAAUGUAUAUGCUAGGUCAAUUUUUGAUUACGAGAAACAAAGGGAUUUUGAUAUAUUGAUCAAAGCUAGAGAUCACGGCAACCCACCCCUAAGUAGCACUGCCACAGUGCAGGUGUCCAUUGUAGACCAGAAUGACAAUCCUCCCAUGUUCUUGUAUCCCCCCACAGCAGAGGGGUAUGUAGCAGUAGAAAUGGUCCCUCGUUCUGCAGAAGUAGGAUUCUUGGUGACCAAGGUCAUAACUGUGGAUGCGGACUCUGGCCAAAAUGCCUGGCUGUCGUACCAGUUAUUACAAGCUAGUGACACCAGUCUUGUUAGUAUACAUGGACAGACGGGAGAAAUCAAAACCUUACGCCACAUCAGGGUCACUGACCCGAACAAGCAUAGAAUUGUUAUUGAAGUAAAGGACAAUGGUAUACCAAAGAGGUCUGCUUCAGUAACCAUUGGGCUUUGGCUGUACGACACAUUUCCACAAGUGUUGCCUGAUUUUGAAGAUGCCAGCGAAAAUAACAACCAGAUUUCCAACUUAAACGUUUACUUAAUGAUAACGGUGGUGUCCGUUUCUUUUCUUUUCAUUGGAUUUUUAAUUGUCUUUAUAUCUUUAUUGUGUUACAAGCAGGAACAUGCAAACAACUGUCCAUGUUCUUCUGUUUGUUGUGAAUUUGAAAUGAGUAGCCAAAGACUGAAAGGAAACUGUCCACUUAAUUAUGCCGCGCCAGCUGACCUUUUGGAUAUCGCUGGGUCUGAAACACUUUCUCAGAGUUACCAGUAUAAGGCAUUUGUAGGAUUUAUUCCUCAAAAUGACAAUGUGUUACCAGUAUAUAGCUCGGGAGACAGUGGAAAUCAUGUCACAUCAGAAGGGCGCUAUAUUCAGAUAGUAAAUACAGAAGAAAAUACGGCAAAAGGAGAAAAUGUGAAGUAUGAAACUCCAACGACUACAAUCAUUGGUUGUACUCGACGGUGA